Thunnus maccoyii (southern bluefin tuna) is the source of this 3606-nucleotide messenger RNA. RefSeq lists its product as uncharacterized. Lineage: Eukaryota; Metazoa; Chordata; Actinopteri; Scombriformes; Scombridae. Gene Ontology annotation, biological process: negative regulation of DNA-templated transcription. The record is from RefSeq and is a predicted model, not a curated record. Gene Ontology annotation, cellular component: nucleus. The coding region runs from base 206 to 3301 and encodes 1031 amino acids. Gene Ontology annotation, molecular function: metal ion binding; RNA binding. The transcript has 11 exons.
GCAUAGAUGGUGACGUUUUUUAUCCAAGACGGAAGAAGAAAGUAAACGAUGGCGCUAUAACGGAGCCAUGUGAACCACAUUUCAUUGGCCGCAAGUUGAAGUGGAUUAUAUUCUGUCACGUUUUAUAUCUCCUGACUCCUGGUUAUGGUUGGCCUCCGAGUUUUUCCACAAGGAGCAAUAAAUAACUAAUGAGAAACGAAAUAAAAUGGCUUUCGCAAACCUGUUUACGAGUCUGUCUGCUGUCAAUGAAGGUGUCGACAGCCCUGGUCAACCAGCAUUUACUCACAGGAACGACAGUGAGAAUGGUAAAAGAAAUGGCAGAAAGAGGAAAAUCCAGGGUGAGCAGCCUGGCCCUCAUAACAAGAAGCAAUGUUACCAAUUCCAGAAAACCAGGACUUAUAACUACAAGGCCAUAAACUACCAGAAGCAAAACACCGACAGUGAGCACGCUGGCUUCACCAAGGAUGUUGUACAUAACCACGGCAAUAAAGCCAGCCACAAUAACAUGGGUCACAAAGGCCAGAACUACAAAAAUAAACAUAACCAUAAUAUAAACAAUCAACAACAGCAGAGAAAUAAGACGGAGGAGCAGAGAAAUCAGCAUCAGCAGAAGGAUCGACAGAGGCCUCCCAAUAGAGGCGGAAACCAUCAAACUAGACCUCCUUCAAGGAAAGGUGGAGGAGGCAGUAGAAAUAAAAAUAACAAGCAGAACGUCCAGGUGAAUCGCACCAGGUUCAUGUCACAGGAGUUCAAGGACCAGAAUGCUCUGAUGGUGGAUGGACGAUUACUUUGUCGACAUUUCCUUUGGGGAAGGUGCAUCAAGGGUGAUGACUGCCAACUGGAGCACAUUCAGGGUUACAACAAUCUCAUCAAAGAAGUGUGCAAAUUUUACGUCCAAGGCCUUUGCACAAAAGGGGAGAGCUGUCCAUACAUGCACAAGACCUUCCCCUGCAAGUUUUUCCAUAGAAAAGGAAAGUGUUCUCAAGGGGCAGAUUGCAGGUUUUCCCACGAACCACUUGAUGAUGUCACUAAUCAGCUGUUGGAUGAGGCAUUAAAACGGGAAAAUGACCUCUAUGAACUUGCAAAGAAAGCUGAACAAGAGUCCUCAGGACAGCCAGUGAACACAGAGGAGUCAGAAAUUAUAGAAGCAAAUGAGACCCCUGAUAUACUAAUACAGCCACUCAGGCCUAACUUUUACAACAGUGCAGAGUCAAAUGCACAAAAGGAAGCCUUGUUGUGUCAGACUGAAGAACUGGCCGAUGUUACAGAGGAAACUAUCCCACCAUAUGCAACAGCUGCCCAAUCUCACAUCUCACCGUCAAAUAACCGUAACCAUGAGGAGCCAGUGUGCUAUUCUGUUGAAGCAGUGCUCGGACCUCAACUGUCCAAACCGUUCUCUGGUCUCUUUACAACGCCUGGAAGUCAAGAUUCUUCCCCCCUCUCUGUCCCACUGACUGAUAGCACUUUAGGCUCUGCAAACCAAAGUGAAGUUCCUUACUCUGUCGAUGCUGUUCUCAGGUCGUGCAAAUCACUGGGCAGUUCUACUUUUGGUCACUCGCCUAUCCCUCCUGCUGCUCCUACUGCACUAACUGUAUCCUACACUCCGAAAACCCAGCAGCUCAGCUCAGCAAACUAUAAGGAUAAGGACUUGUAUUUGGUAAACACCAAAAAUGAACCGAACAAAUUCCAGGAAAAAACAUUCAAGAGCCUGUCAUCUCCCCAAGUGCACAGCGGCCCGACUUCAAAGACCUGCCGUGAUCAUCAUCUUACAAAAGGAAACGGGCAACUGCUUACGGACAUUACAUGCUCUGGAGACGGUAAAAGUGAAGUUAUGCUUAAGCCCAGCAGGAAAGUGUUGCACAGCCUUUUUUCAAGGCCCCCCAGUCAGACAUCUACUCCCAAACAUCCUACGUACCUAGAACCACAUCUCUCUGGUCUGACAUCUGACUCAGAAGCCUCAAUAAAUUAUUUUUGUCCCUCUUCAGGUUUCACAGACUUUGAAGGAAGAGAUGCUGUUUCUGCUGACCCUGAUGCUAGCUCCAUUAAAACCAGUGAUUCUGCUCAUCAUUUUGCAGUAAAAAACCAAACUGAGGUCCACCAGAACUCCAAAAACUCACAAUCUGACCUCAAACUUGUUGCAGGGCAACAUUAUUCUAGUGAAACUACAGCAGAGUGCAGCAGUAAAACAACUCAUUGUGGUGAUUUGGCAGUUGGAUGUAGUAAAACCCUGAAGAGACCCUUUCAUAGCCUUUUUGCAAGUCCUAUUACUGACUCCCUAAAGCCACUACCAGAUUCUGCUCGUCCUCAAGGCUUUAUUCAAUCUUCCUGUCCCACUCCACAGUCUGCAGAUUGCGGAAGUAAAGAUAUUCAUGUUAAAACUGUGGUUAAACCUGACAAGUUGAACUCUGCCAAGUCCUUCCUAAGCCUUUUUGCAAGUCCUCUUAGCGAGAGGACUGCUCCCCCCCCAGGCAUGUUGUCUCAACCAGAUUAUUCAAGAACAUCCUCCAAGUCUGAGUCAAGCCAGCCAGUUGAUGCUGUAUCUCAUUUAUCAGAGUCCAAACAAAAAGCUUCUAAGUUAGAGACACCUCUCCCAUGCCUUGUUAGACCUGAUGACAAAGAAAUCUCUCAUGCAUCGAAAUCCCCUAAUUUCUCUCUAAGUCCUGAAAAGGUAAAUGACGAAAGUUCAACUGAGCAUGUAAAUACAAAGCAGCAGGUGAACCUCACUGAUUCUCUCAGCCCAGCCCAUCAGCAGCUGCCCAACAUCUCAUCCCAUAAAGGUUCUUCAGUAGCAGCCACUUCCAAUUCAGUUCUGAAAACCCUCUUCUUGUGCCUGAGCCCGUAUCAACAGGAUGGAGAACAACAGGACAAUAUUCAGAUCAGUGUCACUUCAGUUUCAGAAAGUGAAAAGAAAGAUGAAAGCAGCAGAGGGUGCGUCUUUGUGGAGCAACAGCAGAGGAGUAAAAUUAAGGGAAGAAGAAGGAAGAAUCUCAAGACUCAGGAUUCCCACAAAAAGUCCACUGAGAAAACGGUUGCACACCGGACAGAGCACCAGUCCUCUCGUGAGACGCCUCAAAUCUCUUUGAAGGCAACAGAUCCAGAUGUGGCUGAACAUCAGUUGAGAAUAUCUGACUCACACAACUUUCCAUUCAAAGCAGUGCUGCCAAUGACGCAGCCUCACCCCCGACAGACUCUGAAGCAAACCUCAGAGGAAAGAACGUGGGUAAAGGGGAACAUGGCGGUCACACCACUCAAAGACCUUUUCAAGACUUUAGACCCCGCUGUUUCCCACUUCAGACAUUAACUUCAGGAUUACUCUUGGAUUUGAUCACACUAAUAAUCUUUUUUUUUUUUUGUACCAGUGUUUGAACUGUGAAAAUGAAAGUAAAGUGAUUCAAAGCUCAAGGUGCUGAUCUUUAUAACCUUCGUGUUCACUCGUUUAGUGUGAAUUCAGAGCCUUUUCUCGAGAUAUCAGCUCAUUGACAUACCUGUGCCAAAAACUUGUCAUUGCAUUAAACAUGUUCUGGGUGUUUGUACAUGUGUUGCCAGUUUGAUCCAAAUCUAGGUUUUGAAAAUUAAUAUAAAAACUCUAAUAAACUGUGAAUUUGA